This is a messenger RNA of Cladophialophora bantiana CBS 173.52, 963 nucleotides long. RefSeq lists its product as uncharacterized. The transcript has a single exon. NCBI's taxonomy places the organism in Eukaryota, Fungi, Ascomycota, Eurotiomycetes, Chaetothyriales, Herpotrichiellaceae. Gene Ontology annotation, biological process: transmembrane transport. The record is from RefSeq and is a predicted model, not a curated record. The coding region runs from base 1 to 963 and encodes 320 amino acids.
AUGGCAGCAUCCGAUUUCCUCCUCCCAGUGCGGGAGUUUCUGUCAACACCUUUCACGGCCGCUUUCUGCGCCGGUGGUGUGGCAGGCGCUGUCUCCCGCACCGUGGUCUCCCCUUUAGAACGUUUAAAGAUUCUGUACCAGAUACAAAGCGCCGGUCGCAAUGAAUACAAAAUGUCCAUUGUCAAAGCUCUGAAGAAGAUGUACACCGACGAGGGUUGGAGAGGGUUCAUGCGAGGAAAUGGCACAAAUUGCGUACGCAUAAUACCGUACUCUGCCGUCCAGUUCGGAAGCUACAAUGUCUACAAACGCUUCGCCGAACCUUCACCUGGCGCCGAACUAGAUCCCAUUCGUCGACUCGUCUGCGGCGGCCUGGCCGGUAUCACCUCUGUCACCUUCACCUAUCCUCUGGACAUUGUCCGUACGCGCUUGUCCAUCCAGUCAGCCUCUUUUGCCGCGCUUGGAAAACACGAAGGGAAGCUGCCGGGGAUGUGGCAGACCAUGAUUAUAAUGUACAAAAAUGAGGGCGGUAUGUUGGGUCUUUACAGGGGCAUCAUCCCAACAGUGGCUGGCGUUGCCCCCUAUGUUGGGCUCAACUUCAUGGUGUAUGAAUCGGUCAGAAAAUACUUCACGGAACCGGGCGAGAAGAAUCCUGUCUGGUAUCGAAAGCUUGCCGCUGGCGCCAUCUCGGGGGCGGUCGCCCAAACUUGCACUUAUCCUUUUGAUGUUCUCCGCCGGCGCUUUCAAAUCAAUGCAAUGAAUGGCAUGGGAUACCAAUACAAGUCGAUAUGGGAUGCGGUCAGAACCAUUAUCGCACAGGAAGGAUUUCUUGGACUUUACAAGGGAAUCAUGCCCAAUCUGCUCAAAGUCGCCCCGAGUAUGGCUAGCAGCUGGCUCAGCUUUGAGAUCACAAGGGAUUUCUUGGUUGGCCUCGCUCCAGAAAAAGAGAAUGGAGACCCCAUCUGA